Molecule: messenger RNA, 3161 nt
Organism: Sycon ciliatum
Lineage: Eukaryota; Metazoa; Porifera; Calcarea; Leucosolenida; Sycettidae
Product: F-box/LRR-repeat protein 4-like
Exons: 16
Coding region: 175-2163 (662 amino acids)
Molecular function (GO): protein binding
Source: RefSeq, a predicted model, not a curated record
UUUGAGUUUGACGUGGGAGGAGAAUAAAAGCUGACGAAAAUGCAUGCCCUCACCAUGUCGGCGAGAACCUUUCAGUCAAAUCGUUUGGAGCAAUGAAAUGAAAAUACAGUGCCCCAGUCCGGUGAGUGUGGCUGGGAAUUUUAAAAAGCGGGCCCGGAGUAACCUACUGGCGACAUGGUGGAUCGGGAGGAAAUUCGCCAAAGAAUGGCAAUGGCCGUUCCGCGGCUCAUGGAUGAAGAAUGUUUCGCCGAAGGUGACAGAGUAUACCCGAUCCAGAACGCUAAGACAGUGGUUCGGUUCUCCAGCCACUACGGGCGAACAGUGAGAGCCGGUCAGAACAGCUCAUAUUCAGCUUAUAAUCUUGCUGGACCUGCUGGUGUUAGAACUUAUGGUGAUCACACAGCUGCCAUGGUUUUGAGAACCUAUGGCCCAUGGUGGUGCGAUGUUCCAUCGUACGCGCAGCCGCUCGGCCCAUGUCCUAAUUGGUUCCAGUCCGAAGACUACAUCGAGCUUGAAUACCGAGAUGCUACUUUCCCACAUGUUGUUCGUAUCAGGGAAACCUACCAUCCGGGAAGCGUUGUGCGGAUUUUGGCGUGCAAUGUGACACCUGACGAGGCGAAAUUGUACUCGCCCGAUUCCAUACGGUGGCAAGUGCUGUGGUCUGGACCACCACAGAAAGGACUUCCAUCCACUAUCCGCCAGUUCACGCCGGAACUCGACGAGCCUGAGUUUCCUACAAGACUGCUGCGUAUUGAGUUCAACUCACAACACAUGGACUACUAUACUGAGCUGGACUGUUGUCAACUUAUUGGCAAGCAUGCAUCUGACAAGGAGUAUCCACAAGUCGAUGCCAGCCUGGAGCCCAUCGCGUCUAGGAACAGUGAGCCAGAUGUGACCGAGAAGCUCUUCCGUCAGCUUUCACUUGAAGAUCGGGCGCCAGUGGAUCUGGAGCAGCAGAUCUCGGCCGGCGAUUACUCUGAUGUCGAGGCUGAUGACGAGUACCCUUCCAAUGGCUACUUUGAUGACCUACCCAUGGAGACCUGGCUCAAGAUCUUGGGAUACCUGGACUUUGAGAGUCUGUGCACGGCGACCAGAGUGAGCAGGGCGUUCUUCAGGGCGUGCUAUGAUCCCUUUCUCUACCGGCAUAUCAAUCUCCAGCCGUUCUGGACCAAGGUCAACAACAGUUUUCUGGAGAUUGUUGAACCUCGCUUCCACUUUCUUAAAAGCCUGGACAUCUCAUGGACAGGGGGCUGCAAUCAAGUCUCCCCAGAGAACUUUGACAGGUUCCUACAGGCGUGUUGCACUCGACUGACACGUUUCCGAGCAGUGGGCAGUCCAUUGGUCAACGAGGCAACGCUUAUCUUUCUGAACGGCCUUGGAGACCAGUUAGAAGAGUUGGAUGUACGAUCAUGCUCAUUCUUCUUCAUGAACCCCGAUUCAAGUUCCCGCCGUCCAGCACUGCCAGCUGGUGACUUUUCUGACAGUGAUGAUGAUGAUGAUGACAACGAUGAUGAUGACGACGACAAUGACGGCGACGGUGGCUCGAAUGCGAAGGAAGAGCUGUUCCUGCUGCCGCAACUGACCCAACUACGGCGCCUAAACCUCUCCAACACGGACAUCUCAACCAAGAACGCAGUCACCCUCAUCCAGAACAAUCCACUUCUGGAACACAUCAACGUUGGAAGCUGCAACUUGGAUGGCACUACCAUCGCAGUAAUUGUUGGUAAAACCUGCAAGCAUCUAAAAUCACUGGAUUUGUGGCGCAGCUUGAACUUUUCAUCUGCGGCGGUGGUGGCGUUGGCCAAAGGAUGUCCUGAGCUUCAAGAAUUGGACUUUGGCUGGCUCCGCUUUGAUGCCAGCAAUGACAGAUGCCUACAGCGGCUGGCAGAGAACUGUCCUCAUCUCAAGAAGAUUUUCCUCACCGCCGUCCGGACGGAGCGAGAUUCCGAUAUCACGGCGUUUGCCAAUCACUGCCGUGGCUUGGAGCAGCUGGACUUGCUUGGUUGCAACGGGGUCGAACCACCGGCGCUGCAUUACUUGCUAUCAAAUUGCCCGAACAUGAAGUUCCUAGACAUCUCCUUCUGCAGCCAUGUCCAGGACAAUCACGCCAAGGACUUGCGUCGCGAGUUCCCAGCUGUGUCGAUUAAGAAGAGCUUCAGCUAAUGCAGCAGGAGAGUGCCCGCACCUGCUGCUGGUAUGUAGGUUGGCUGUAGGUAAGCCGAUACUGCCCAAGUGCCACGCGCCUUCAGGCUGCAAGGAAGCAGCCAGCAAUGCUCGCUGGCAAUUAUUGUUAAUGGAGAGCACUCUACUUGUGCACUCAGCCAUGAAAACAGUUCACAAAGUAUAACGUUAUCUUUUCUCAUAGCAAUUCCGAUCAAACUAGGGAACUUUCAACUAUUUUUUCUAUACUGCUCCACGUAUUCUGUUAGUGAUGGGGUGCAAACAUGCAGGCCUUUCCUGCAGUCUUUUGUGCUAAAUAGUUUUAUUCUCGUUCUUGUCGUCUGGAAAAUGACUCUUCAACGUGUAAGCUGGUCGACUAUGUUCAUACCAGGCAACCAGGCAUGGACCUUCACCGCAUCUAUUAUGAUGCCCUUACCAAACUCGUGUACAUACGUGUUGGCAGGCCAACAAGUCCCUGCUUAAUUCAGAGAGAAUGCCACGUCAUCCGUUUUGACAUCGUACAUGUAGUAAGUGCCUAGUUGACAUCUGUAUAGAUAGAUCUACAAACAAUGCUGGUAGUGACUAAACGGUAAACCAUCAUAGCUUGGUUACUCAUUGUUCACAUUAUUUUAGUCAAUUCUGUUGGUAAUAAUAAUAAUAAUAAUAAUAUCUUUAUUAGGAUGACCCAGAGGCUUGUCGCCUAUCAAGGGGUUCACCACUUUGAAGGAUGUACAUGUAUUUUGAAGUACAUGUGCAUGUGAUAUAAUCGCACAGGUGACAUUGUAGAGUGCAGAUCACCUAGUGCUUUCAACAAUAUGUAAUAACGUACUUCCACAUUAUGGGAAUUUGGUAUAACCCCACACCCGUCAUUGUUGAAUAUUCGAUAAUAGCGUGGAUUUCCCCAACAAUAUAUUUUCAUUUUUUGUUAUCCUCACCCAUGCCGUUGUACAUAAGCGGCUUGCCGCGGAUAUGUCAAUACUACUGUACAUGUAUGAGCAAAA